UGCGGUUUAAAACCCGUAAAAAUAAAGUUGCCAAACAGGCUCACUUCUUACGCAUUUCUUAAAGAAAAGUGUAUCAGACUUGUUUGAUUUUGAUAAUACUAACGAAUUCAUUUAACCAUCUAAAACAAGAGUUAAAACGAAACUUGUUUAAACAUCUAAACAAAAACAAAAGGACACUACCAAUUUUAUUUUUGAUUUAUGAUUUAAAAACUUGAAUAUUUUGUGAACAUGCCGAAAGCAUUUCUCGUCGGGAAAAGGUACUCUAGAAGCCGACGGCAUCAGCCAGAGAUUCGUCGGAAUGAAGGCAGAACAUCUGCAGAGGAAUGGCUGUAUCGAGAUAGUAUUUCACCAUCCGGUAUCUCAGAAAAUCAAGACGUUCCGGAUGAAGUCGACGGAGACAUUGUCACGCCAGCGAAAGAAAGAAGCUUUUAUCUCCCGUUGAUAAAGACAUUCGAUACAUGUGUUCCUCAAUCAGAAGAAACAAUGCAAUUGGACAACAAAGAUAACGCCGCACGCGAACACGCAAAAGAGGAUACUGAUGUAGUAUUUACAAAACAAGAUAUUCAUUUGCAAAAACAAGAUAUUCGAGAAACCCCGCCAUCUAAACGUGUUUCAAGAACAAUAGAUUUCAGUCUUCCGCGACUUCCAAGUUCAACGAUAGAGUCACCUAAACCUAUUUUAUCUCCACCAUUUUCAUUGAGCCCCUUAUACUGCAAACCGAGCCAUUUCCUAUCUCUAUCACCAGUAACAUCAUUUCCGUUUCGGCACAACGAGUUAGCAUCGCCGGACGCUCCAAUAGCAUCAGUAAAUCUCCCUACAUUGUCUCCAAACUUCCACCAAACUGGUCUUUUGAAAACAAUACACCCUUCUUACCAGCGAGGAACUGCCAAACAGCCGCAUGACCAUGAAAAUAAAGCGGCUGCUUCACCUACUUCGCCACAGUACACCGGACACUCCUCUCUCGGAAGAAAAUCAAGAAACCCAUCGAACGACUUAGACGAGUUUACAAAAUAUUAUAAACCUCGAAUUGAUGCAACGUUGCACAACUCAAACGACAAACAACAGACGCCAGUGACGACAUACAGCAGUGAACACUGCAUAUCUUAUGUUCAAACAACGAAAUGUCAGCAAAACAUUUUUUUCCCAACUCAUCAACAGCAACUGAAGACGAACAUAGUUCCGCAGAACAACACUACCUUAACUGAACAAACUAUUAAUCACAUAUCACAGAACAAAGCAGUCUCUUCACAACCUGCUAUCUGGAGACCUGUUCCUCAAAUGGCAAGCAACAGUUCUUUAUCUACAGAAAAACUUCUGGCCCCUAAAACUCCCGUUUUGCAACAUUCAACAGGGCAUCAAAGUGUCAUCCAACACUUUCCUCCUCCUCAGUUGCCGUCGCCAUUGGCUUGUACUCCUAUUCAGGCGCCUGUCUCAAGGGGACCCAGAGUGAAGAACGUUGAGUUUGUCAAUGGCGGCUACGGAAUAAAGAACCCACUUUUGUCUCAAAAUCAGGCCGAAGCAUUCUCAGAUGUCUUUGCUAACAAGGACUCAGACCGGUUUGUCUGUCGUAUCUGCCAGAAGGCGUUUCAUUUGCAACGUCUACUUAACCGUCAUCUCAAGUGCCACAGUGACGUCAAACGUUAUCUGUGCACGUUCUGUUGCAAGGGAUUCAACGAUACCUUCGACCUGAAACGUCACACGAGAACUCACACUGGUGUCCGUCCGUACAAGUGUUCAGAGUGUGGUAAAGCGUUCACACAACGCUGCUCUCUUGAAUCCCAUUGCAAGAAAGUCCACUCGUCUGAAUUCGAGUUUGGAUAUAAGGAACGGCGGGCAAAGCUAUACGUUUGUGAAGACUGUGGCCACACGACGACGGAACCGGGCCAACACUUUCUCCACUUGAAAACACUCCACCCUCAGAGUCCUGUCCUACUGCGCUUUUACGACAAACGCCAGUUUAAAUUCGCUGAGCAGGCCGUGUAGCGACGUAAGCGGUGUGAAGGGUUAGAUGGAGCUUCAGUUAUAAGUAUUCAAUGCAGACUUUUGCUGAAGAGGUGGACCUUCAGAAUUGACCGAUGACCUCGCAAAAAACUGUCCCAACUUCGUUUAGAAGACGAAAAGGAAUCGCCUUUCAAGGCAACGUUAAAUAAUAUUUUGCAAUCAGCAGCACAUGGAUUGUGAUACCAUCGCAUAAUUUUUUAUAACGCAAAAAAACAUCAUUAGUCACCUACCCUUUGUUAUGGCCGUUUUUUAUAUGUGCUUUUUGAGAUGUGUAACAAUAACUUUAAUACCGGAGCUGUGUUGACCAUGAUGCAUAAUAUCUUUAUGUGCCAAAAAUGUGUUCAUAGACGAUUUGUUCCUAUGUUUGUUCUAAUGUUUUAAUUACAUGUUUUAGAUUUUAAUAUGGUUGUCUUAAUAUUCUUGAUUGAAUAAAUUUCAAAAAGAG
Mya arenaria is the source of this 2446-nucleotide messenger RNA. Its product is annotated as zinc finger protein 768-like. The record is from RefSeq and is a predicted model, not a curated record. Gene Ontology annotation, biological process: epidermal cell differentiation; regulation of transcription by RNA polymerase II. Lineage: Eukaryota; Metazoa; Mollusca; Bivalvia; Myida; Myidae. Gene Ontology annotation, cellular component: nucleus. Gene Ontology annotation, molecular function: DNA-binding transcription factor activity, RNA polymerase II-specific; RNA polymerase II cis-regulatory region sequence-specific DNA binding. The transcript is spliced from 7 exons. Bases 229 to 1983 code for a protein of 584 amino acids.